CAGCAGCUCCCUUCAUCGACAGAGACAGAGCUUCGUCGGUCCUCAUCACUUUGGAGAGGACUUCCCUGAGGUUUUGCAGUGAGCUGGCACCGGCCUCGCUAUGCCUGCAAUAGCCGCGUAGCUGGGCUCGGUCCGUAUUCGCGCAUACAAGCUACAUCUACGCACGGCGGCGGCUUGAAGCUCGAGCAUGUCGACUUCUCGCCCCCACAUUGGGAGCGUCAUCUCGCCCAUGGAGCUGGCCGCGCCUUCUCCAUCGUCGUCGUCCUCACCGGAGAACUCAAGGCGUCGGCCGUCGAGCUUGGAUUUACAUCCUCUUGAUCUCAAUGAGCUUGAGCCCCUGCCGCCGUCGCAGGCAGAGCAAGGCUCGAGCGCCGAUGCCCCUCAAUUCCCCAUCGCCUCGACACCCCCUUCGACCUCGACCAAGUCGCAAUCAUCGAGCCGUAGAAAGCAGCAGCAGAGACAGCAGAGGCAAGGAUCUUCAUCUGCAUCCAAUGCGUCGUCUUCUAUGGACCCGGCGCGCGACGCCGUCCUCGUCACCAGCCCGAAGUCAAUAGCAUCGGUGCCCAGCAGAAGCAGCUUCGAAAGCACCGGCGAAUCGGGCUGGCAGCCGGCGACGGCGCACUAUGUGACGGUGUCGUCGAUCCUCAGCCGGUCCGGCGCGGCCAUAGCUGCGGCCGAGUUUGACUCGCGCGGCUCCCUUCGGCCCACUUCCAAUGCUGCCUCUUUGUCGGCACACCGCCGGAGAGGCUCGUCUUCCUCCUCUUCCUCGUCCUCCUCGUCCGCCACCGGUGCCGUAGCGCCAGAGAGAGAAGAAGGGGAGAGACCGAGACCAAGGCUGAUGCCGCGUCACAAAUCCAGCGUUGAUGUCCGCGGCGGGAAGAGACCGGCAAGCAAUGGCAGCGCCCUCGAAGCGCUUGGCGCGCUGCUGCUCCAGCGGGACUCGAGCGGCAAGGUCGCGAGUCUCAGUUUCACCCGUCACGACGGCAAGCGGUCGCGCUUGUCAAGCUUCAUCGAUGUCGGAAAGAGGGGUGGUGGUGGUGGUGGCAGCAGCAGCGCCGGGAGCAGCAGCAGGCCCCUCAUGACGGCAUCCCAGGCCAUCUCGUCAGUAUCCCGAGCCUGGCUCCAGGGUGUCAAGGAGGCUGGUGCCUCUCGCUUGGGCAUCAAGAUGCCCUCGACGAGAGACGGACGUGGCCAGACGAUUGCGCAGCGUAGAGCGCGAAGGCAGGGCGCCAUGGCAUUUGAAGCGUCGAUGAACGACGACGGCGAGAGCGGCUUCCGCCUGGUGGGCACGAGGGCGGGCCAUCCUACGUUUGAAGUGGGAGUCGAAAGGGGAGACAGCGUGCCUCCAGAUCACUUGGAGCCGCCCGACGACCUCUCGCUUGGCCAUCUGGCGCCAGCCGAGGACGAAAUGGUCUCGUUGGCGGCAGGCGGUCCUCAGAAGAUCUCGGCAAGGAAGAGAACGAUCCUGGACGAGCCAUUGACAGGGCCCAGAUCCAAGAAUGUAUUUGGUCCUGGCUCCGCAUUUGCACUUGAGGAUCCGCCAGAUGCACCGCCCUCUCCCGUCGCCAUGCCCGGCGCCUGGUGGGGAGGCAGUGGCAGCUUUUGGGGCAGCCGUAGUGGAGAAGGCCACGAGGAGGGCGCCCUCCUUCUGCCACCGCCCUUGCUCGACGAUCAGGGCAGCGAUGCAAAGAGCUUCGAGGGGCUGCUUGGCGUGCGACGGAUGAGGGAACAGGAACGAGCGAGGAAGCAGCUGGAGAAGCUCAAGGCCCGCAACAGACCAGCACACAAGGUCGGCAUGCUGACGGCCUUUGGCAAUUUCAUCAAGGCCGCACAUGCUGCCGAUAAAGCUUCCAAAGCCGCAGCCAAGGCUGGCCAGAGCAGGGGCCGAGAUGCCCCGUCAAUGUUCGAAGACAGGCCUGGUGGGAUGCAGAGGCGGCACACCGAACCAAUGGACUUCAAUCCGACUCUGACUGUCCCUGACUCGGAUCAUGAGUCGGAAGAGGAGGAGGAAGAUGAGAGAGACGAGGAGGCCGAGGAUGGCAUCACCUCUGCUCAAGCAGAUACACCUCGCCUUCUCGAUACGGUCUAUGAGGGCGGCGGUAGCGAGCAACAGCAGCAGCAACAGCAGCAGCAGCAGAGCUCACUCACAAGAAGAGAACGAUCUCGGCCACCCUCGCGAAGGUCCUCGCUCAUUUACCAGGUGCACCACUCCGACUAUCCGAGGGCACCCCGCCUGGUGCCUAUCCACACGCCAGGUACCAACACACCCUUUACGCCCAUGUCCCUCGACGGUCACAGCAGGUCUCUGGACAGCGACUACAUCUCUUCCAGGAUUUUGUCCAUCCAUGAGCCUGCCACGCCUCGGAUCGGCCCUACCCUUCUCUCCCUGCCUCCCUCGCCGUGGACUCCUUACCUGGAUAACGGACAACAGAGCCAAUCUCACCAAACAACUUUUCUCGUCAUGACACCGGUCCAAGGACCACCAGGAACACCACGACUCGCGCCCACAUACGUCGAAAUGAACCCUUCGCCGUUCCCCACACCUAGCCUGUACAAUCGUUCGCCGCGCAUCGCCAGCCACUUGGGCCCGCUAACAACCCUGGACGACGAUGACGGAAAGAAGACGGCCGGUGUGACCUCGUCUCCUCCCAACCACUUCUCACCGCUCGCUCUGUCUCCUACGGCAUCGCCAACCUUGUCAGCAUCGCAAAAGCUGAGGAAGCGAAAGACGCAUGGGCGCGGCGUCGGACAGGGUAACGACAGCGGCACUCUGACACCCUCGCGGUUGACACCAGCGCAAAUGAUCAGGACUCCGUCAAAAGAACGAGACCGACAAAGUCUGAUGCACCAGUACGUUACAGCUGACAUGGAUGCGGAGACCCCGAGCCUAUCCAAUGGUGAUUCCCAUCCACACCCCCGCUUCACGGAAGAGGUGGUGAAAAAAGACGAGGAGCAGAAGCAGGAGGCGGCUGGUGAGCCAGCCCAACGACCGCCUCAGCGCCGCUCGUUUUUGCUCUGGUUCCUCUUGGGUGAUCUUGGCCUCGGUACACGCUCAAAGAUUGCUGCCAAAGCUAGUGGGUCUCCCGAGCCGCAAUCCGCCAAGAACCAGCCGAUCUUGGUCCGCUUCACAAUCUCACUCGCAGCCCACACCUACGGUUUCCUCAUCUUUGUUCUUGCGCACCUCGUGGACCUGGUCUACCGGAUCGCAGAGAACUUGUCGCUCAUCUUCUGGUUCCUGCAUUGGACGUUUAUGAAUCUGACCGGCCAGACGGUGCUAAGCCGCUGUGCCAUCGAGGCCUAUCGACUUGUGCAGAACGAAUGGGCGACUGUAUCGAUGGAGGAUCACGAAGAAAAGGGAACGAAAAUCGAGAGGCGGAAGAGCACAGAUGUUGGAUACAGAAGGCCAAGCCUCGGCGGUACGGGGAGCACCAGCGUCAGCGUCGGGAGCAACUCGGCAAGGCGAAAGAGUCUCGGUGACAAUGUGACUCCCGGCGAUGACGAGGAAAAGCACGAGGACGUCAGCGAGGUGAGGCCCAAAGGCUUGAGCCGAUGGCAAGUCCUGCGAGGCCUGUUCGAGCUCUAUUGUCUGCAAGAUGUCACACGACAGCGAUACGUCGCUGAAGGAGCAGGUCUCGAGAAGAUCGAAGGAUGGUCAACGAGAAGGACGCCUUCGAGAUCAACACCGCUCAACGAGCAAACGCCGGUGGCGUCCGACUCUGCAAAGCCGGACCGAGUUGACCUCGGCGCCAAACGUUCAGCUGACCGACGGGCUAGGGAAGAGAGCGCCAAUUCGUUGUUGCAGCGGAGGGAUGAUGCUACUGAGGAGGGAAGCAACGACGAGUCUGAUGAUGAAGACUCCGAUGAGAGUGACGACGAAGAGGAAAGCAGCGAUGACGAAAUGGUCGUGACGAGGCAGGGGCCCGAUGUCUUGGAAUUUACAAAGACGCCGAGAAUCGAGCAGCGGGAUCGGUCUACAGGCAGCGGCAGCGGUGGUGGUUAUUUUGGCUCCCUGUCCUCGAACAAGAAGGAGUCUCGUACAAAGCAAGGAGCAGCAAAGAAGACCCAAGUGACAAAUUCCGAGGCACGCCAAAUGAUCAAGACUAUAAAGUGGGCAAGUCGACUGGCAAUAUCGGCCUAUGGGCUGCACGUCACCCUGGUGGAUCUGCCCGAGACUUUUACGCCAUCUGGCAACCGCUUCUCCCGCCAGACGUUUGCCCACUUGUCCCGGCUGCAUCACGAGGAUGUCCUUCAUGCCGACAUCCAGACGCUCGACUCGGAUGCCUACAGUCCGACUUUCUAUCUCGUCCGUGACUACUCGAGAAAGGUCGUCGUUGUCAGCGUUCGAGGAACACAGAGCCUGCAGGACAUUAUCGUCGAUUUGGAGAUGAUUGUGACGGACAUGGACCUGCCUCCGAUCGAAGGCAUCGACGGAGAGAUCAGCUCGUCGUCACCGUUGCGCUGCCAUGCAGGCAUCUUGCGGGCGGCAAAGGCACUCAUCGGUCGCGAUUCCACGCUCUUCACAACUCUUUCGCGGGCGCUCGAAGAGAAUGAGGGUUUCGGCAUCGUCUUUACCGGCCAUUCGCUCGGUGGAGCCAUCGCGAGCACCGUUGUUCUCCUCUUGAGCCAGUACAGAAAGACUGGUCAAGGUUUGAACGAUGGAGAAUGGGUAACGCACCACGAGAGCGGGCUCCCAGCUGAUCGUCCUAUACGGGCCAUCACAUUUGCUCACCCUGCCACGGUCAGCGCAGCGCUGGCUCAACGGUCGUCUCUCGGAAAGACGCCGCUGGUUCUUUCAGUCGUCCUGGGCAGCGACAUCAUCCCGCGUUGCGGACACGGUCAGGCUCGUGAGCUCCGUCGUGUUCUUGGUGCCUUGAGCCGUGUCCGCAGACGGCACGAGAAGGCCUUUCUCAAGAUCCAACAACGAGCCCGAAGCUAUCGAGCUUCUAAGAGCCAGAAAGGAGAGGCAGUCGACGAGGAGGAAAAAGAUGCAAGAGUGCAUAUUGCGACAUCGUGGUGGAGGUGGCGCAAACUGUCGCAGAAGCUCGCAAGUGGACAAGGCUUGAGCGGGGAAGAAGCCGAGAGAAAGAAGCGCAUUGAGACGGACCUCUGGAAGCUGAGAUGCGACGUCGAGGCGGACCUGUAUGCUGCCGUGGAGGCGCGCCAAAAAGCUGCUGCGACAGCCGCUAGAGGCCCGAAAUCGCCGUGGCUCUCGGGCGAGGGGGACAGCGCGCCUUUGCACCAGCUCACGACGAGGAGGCAGGCUUUGGAUGCCUCGACGAUGCACAGCGAAGCAGUCCAGGGCGGUAUCCUGGUGCCAGCGGGUCGAAACUAUUGGCUCGACUCAUCACCCGUCGAGGCCCACGCUGCUGCUCCUUCUUCCUCUUCCUCUUCUUCUUCUUCCAACUUUGGUUCUGACGGCAAGGGGUACGAAAAGGGGCGCGCCAAGGAAGACGAGGUCUCGGCAGAGCUCUACGAGGUGAAAUCGCCGCUGGGCUUUUUCAGCCUGCCGGAUCUGCAAACGAAGAUGUUUGCGCAUCACUUUCCAAGCGCCUACGAAACAGCUCUCUUGGAAGAUCUUCGCCUCUGAGUGUGUCUCCGAUGGCAGAGCUAGGCAAGGCAAGAAGGAAAGAAGAAUUGAAAGGACGAGGAAAGGCGUGUGCAGCAUACACGCAACGAAACCCGCCCUGUUUGUAAAACUUUAUCACACUGUAAUACGCAUGCAAGAAUAUCGUCGCAGGCCGGCCGCC
Acaromyces ingoldii is the source of this 5747-nucleotide messenger RNA. RefSeq lists its product as hypothetical. Gene Ontology annotation, biological process: lipid metabolic process. The transcript is spliced from 2 exons. The record is from RefSeq and is a predicted model, not a curated record. NCBI's taxonomy places the organism in Eukaryota, Fungi, Basidiomycota, Exobasidiomycetes, Exobasidiales, Cryptobasidiaceae. The coding region runs from base 188 to 5587 and encodes 1799 amino acids.